AUGGCUCUGCAACCACACGACUGGGCAAUUAACUUGGUUGAUCCAACAUAUGCAAAAUCGAUGAAGAUUGAAUCCUCAAAUACGCUACCGGUUCCACCCGGAUUCGAAGAGAUGGAUAGUAAUACAACCCGUGUAAAUAAGGCAAGUAAAGUUCUGAAUUCGAGAAACAUUGAUAAAUUACAGGCCCAGAAGGCAUGGCAGAUUGCGACACAACCUCUUAAAUCCAUACCAAUGAACUUUUUCAUGUCCUACAUGUCAGGUUCUUCCCUGCAGAUUAUUCCAAUAAUGACUGCUUUGAUGCUACUUUCAGGCCCAAUCAAGUCUAUGUUCUCAAUCAGAGAGGCAUUUAGACCAGUACUUGAUAAUAGAGAGACUAUAGGUACCGUGAGAUCUGCUAUGGUUGUGUAUAUUAUGGCACAGGGGAUUCUGAUGUAUAUUGGUAUAAGAAAACUCAAUGAAAUGGGGUUGAUUCCCAACAGCAGAAGUGAUUGGUUAGCUUGGGAAAGGCAUGCUAAUUAUAAUGAGAAUUUAAGAUCUUUUACAUUCUGA
Molecule: messenger RNA, 549 nt
Organism: Kazachstania africana CBS 2517
Lineage: Eukaryota; Fungi; Ascomycota; Saccharomycetes; Saccharomycetales; Saccharomycetaceae
Gene: EMC4
Product: chaperone EMC4
Exons: 1
Coding region: 1-549 (182 amino acids)
Biological process (GO): protein folding in endoplasmic reticulum
Cellular component (GO): EMC complex
Source: RefSeq, a predicted model, not a curated record